GAACAACCAGGCAAGCCUGACCAACCAGGCAAGCCUCACCAACCAAGCAAGCCUGAACAACCAGGCAAGCCUGACCUACCAAGCAAGCCUGACCAACCAGGCAGCACACCACAGGGAACAAGCAACCAACCAGGCAAGCCUGAUCAACCAGGCAAGCCUAACAAACCAAGCAAGCCUGAACAACCAGGCAAGCCUGACCUACCAGGCAAGCCUAACAAACCAAGCAAGCCUGAACAACCAGGCAAGCCUGACCAACCAGGCAAGCCUAACCAACCAAGCAAGCCUGAACAACCAGGCAAGCCUGACCUACCAAGCAAGCCUGACCAACCAGGCAAGCCUGACCUACCAAGCAGGCCUGACCAACCAGGCAAGCCUGACCAACCACGCAAGCCUGAACAACCAGGCAAGCCUUACCAACCAGGCAAGCCUAACCAACCAAGCAAGCUUGAACAACCAGGCAAGCCUGACCAACCAGGCAAGCCUCACAAACCAAGCAAGCCUGAACAACCAGGCAAGCCUGACCAACCAAGCAAGCCUGACCAUCCACGCAAGCCUGAACAACCAAGCAAGCCUGAACAACCAAGUAAGCCUGAGCAACCAACAAAGCCUGAACAACCAGGCAAGCCUGACCAAUCAGGCAAGCCUGACCAACCAGGCAAACCUAACCAACCAAGCACGCCAGACCAACCAGGCAAGCCUGACCAACCAAGCAAGCCUGAACAACCAAGCAAGCCUCACCAACCAACCAAGCCUGAACAACCAGGCAAGCCUGACCAACCAGGCAAGCCUCACCAACCAGGCAAGCCUGACCAACCAGGCAAGCUUGACCUACCAAGCAAGCCUGACCAACCAGGCAAGCCUGACCUACCAAGCAGGCCUGACCAACCCAGCAAGCCUGACCAACCACGCAAGCCUAACCUACCAAGCAAGCCUGAACAACCAGGCAAGCCUGACCAACCAGGCAAGCCUAACCAACCAAGCAAGCCUGAACAACCAGGCAAGCCUGAACAAUCAAGCAAGCCUGACCAACCAGGCAAGCCUCACCAACCAAGCAAGCCUCACCAACCAAGCAAGCCUGAACAACCAGGCAAGCCUGACCAACUAGGCAAGCCUCACCAACCAAGCAAGCCUGACCAACCAGGCAGCACGCCACAACGACCACGCAAGCCUGACCAUCUAGGACAGCCAGGACAACCAGGUCAACCAGAAAAAUCUAUUGAUACUGACGAAACCGACAUCGAAAAGAAAAAGAAGAUAAGUAAAUCAGAAACCGACGAAAAGUACGAUGAGGAGACCGAGGAAGAAAGAGAGCUCCGCAUCAAGAAGAAGAGGGAACAAGAGGAAACGGAGACCGAGGAAGAAAGAAAGCUCCGCAUCAAGAAGAAGUCGGAACAAGAGGAAAAGGAGACAGAGGAAGAAAGAAAACUCCGCAUCAAUAAGAAGAAGGAGACACGAGAACAAGAGGAGGAGACAGAGGAAGAAAAGGAGCUCCGCAUCAAGAAGAAGAAGGAGACACAAGAACAAGAGGAGAAGCAGACAGAGGAAGAAAGAGAGCUCCGCAUCAAGAAGAAGAAGAAGACACAAGAACAAGAGGAGAAGGAGACAGAGGAAGAAAGAGAGCUACGCAUCAAGAGAGGUAGCAAGCCUUACCAACCAGGCAGCACGCCACAGCGAACAAGCAUGCCUGACCAACCAGGCAAGCCAGACCAACCAGGCAAGCCUGACCAACCAGGCAAGCCUAACCAACCAAGCAAGCCUGAACAACCAGGCAAGCCUGACAAACCAGGCAAACCUAACCAACCAAGCAAGCCUGAACAACCAGGCAAGCCUGACCAACCAGGCAAGCCUGAACAACUAGGCAAGCCUGACCAACCAGGCAAGCCUGACCAACCAAGCAAGCCUGACCAUCCACGCAAGCCUGAACAACCAAGUAAGCCUGAGCAACCAACAAAGCCUGAACAACCAGGUAAGCCUGACCAAUCAGACAAGCCUGACCAACCAGGCAAACCUAAACAACCAAGCACGCCAGACCAACCAGGCAAGCCUGACCAACCAGGCAAGCCUGACCAACCAAGCAAGCCUGAACAACCAAGCAAGCCUCACCAACCAAGCAAGCCUGAACAACCAGGCAAGCCUGACCAACCAGGCAAGCCUCACCAACCAAGCAAGCCUGACCAACCACGCAAGCCUGAACAACCAAGUAAGCCUGACCAACCAGGCAAGCUUGACCUACCAAGCAAGCCUGACCAACCAGGCAAGCCUGACCAACCAGGCAAGCCUAACCAACCAAGCAAGCCUGAACAACCAGGCAAGCCUGACAAACCAGGCAAACCUAACCAACCAAGCAAGCCUGAACAACCAGGCAAGCCUGACCAACCAGGCAAGCCUGAACAACUAGGCAAGCCUGACCAACCAGGCAAGCCUGACCAACCAAGCAAGCCUGACCAUCCACGCAAGCCUGAACAACCAAGUAAGCCUGAGCAACCAACAAAGCCUGAACAACCAGGUAAGCCUGACCAAUCAGACAAGCCUGACCAACCAGGCAAACCUAAACAACCAAGCACGCCAGACCAACCAGGCAAGCCUGACCAACCAGGCAAGCCUGACCAACCAAGCAAGCCUGAACAACCAAGCAAGCCUCACCAACCAAGCAAGCCUGAACAACCAGGCAAGCCUGACCAACCAGGCAAGCCUCACCAACCAAGCAAGCCUGACCAACCACGCAAGCCUGAACAACCAAGUAAGCCUGACCAACCAGGCAAGCUUGACCUACCAAGCAAGCCUGACCAACCAGGCAAGCCUGACCAACCAAGCAAGCCUAACCAACCACGCAAGCCUGAACAACCAAGUAAGCCUGAGCAACCAACAAAGCCUGAACAACCAGGUAAGCCUGACCAAUCAGACAAGCCUGACCAACCAGGCAAACCUAAACAACCAAGCACGCCAGACCAACCAGGCAAGCCUGACCAACCAGGCAAGCCUGACCAACCAAGCAAGCCUGAACAACCAAGCAAGCCUCACCAACCAAGCAAGCCUGAACAACCAGGCAAGCCUGACCAACCAGGCAAGCCUCACCAACCAAGCAAGCCUGACCAACCACGCAAGCCUGAACAACCAAGUAAGCCUGAACAACCAGGCAAGCUUGACCUACCAAGCAAGCCUGACCAACCAGGCAAGCCUGACCUACCAAGCAGGCCUGACCAACCAGGCAAGCCUAACCUACCAAGCAAGCCUGAACAACCAGGCAAGCCUGACCAACCAGGCAAGCCUAACCAACCAAGCAAGCCUGAACAAUCAGGCAAGCCUGAACAACCAGGCAAGACGGACCAACCAGGCAAGCCUGACCUACCAAGCAAACCUGACCAACCAGGCAGCACGCCACAACGACCAAGCAAUCCUGACCAACCAGGCAAGCCUGACCAACCAGGCAAGCUUGACCUACCAAGCAAGCCUGACCAACCAGGCAAGCCUGACCUACCAAGUAAGCCUGACCAACCAAGCAAGCCUAACCAACCACGCAAGCCUGAACAACCAAGCAAGCCUGACCUACCAGGCAAGCCUCACCAACCAAGCAAGCCUCACCAACCAAGCAAGCCUGAACAACCAGGCAAGCCUGACCAACUAGGCAAGCCUCACCAACCAAGCAAGCCUGACCAACCAGGCAGCACGCCACAACGACCACGCAAGCCUGACCAACUAGGACAGCCAGGACAACCAGGUCAACUAGAAAAAUCUAUUGAUACUGACGAAACCGACAUCGAAAAGAAAAAGAAGAUAAGUAAAUCAGAAACCGACGAAAAGUACGAUGAGGAGACCGAGGAAGAAAGAGAGCUCCGCAUCAAGAAGAAGAGGGAACAAGAGGAAACGGAGACCGAGGAAGAAAGAGAGCUCCGCAUCAAGAAGAAGACGGAACAAGAGGAAAAGGAGACAGAGGAAGAAAGAAAACUCCGCAUCAAUAAGAAGAAGGAGACACGAGAACAAGAGGAGGAGACAGAGGAAGAAAAGGAGCUCCGCAUCAAGAAGAAGAAGGAGACACAAGAACAAGAGGAGAAGCAGACAGAGGAAGAAAGAGAGCUCCUCAUCAAGAAGAAGAAGAAGACACAAGAACAAGAUGAGAAGGAGACAGAGGAAGAAAGAGAGCUACGCAUCAAGAGAGGUAGCAAGCCUUACCAACCAGGCAGCACGCCACAGCGAACAAGCAAGCCUGACCAACCAGGCAAGCCUGACCAACCACGCAAGCCUGAACAACCAAGUAAGCCUGAGCAACCAACAAAGCCUGAACAACCAGGUAAGCCUGACCAAUCAGACAAGCCUGACCAACCAGGCAAACCUAAACAACCAAGCACGCCAGACCAACCAGGCAAGCCUGACCAACCAGGCAAGCCUGACCAACCAAGCAAGCCUGAACAACCAAGCAAGCCUCACCAACCAAGCAAGCCUGAACAACCAGGCAAGCCUGACCAACCAGGCAAGCCUCACCAACCAAGCAAGCCUGACCAACCACGCAAGCCUGAACAACCAAGUAAGCCUGACCAACCAGGCAGCACGCCACAACGACCAAGCAAGCAUGACCAACCAGGCAAGCCUCACCAACCAGGCAAGCCUGACCAACCAGGCAAGCCUAACCAACCAAGCAAGCCUGAACAACCAGGCAAGCCUGACCAACCAGGCAAGCCUAACCUACCAAGCAAGCCUGAACAACCAGGCAAGCCUGACCAACCAGGCAAGCCUAACCAACCAAGCAAGCCUGAACAAUCAGGCAAGCCUGAACAACCAGGCAAGACGGACCAACCAGGCAAGCCUGACCUACCAUGCAAACCUGACCAACCAGGCAGCACGCCACAACGACCAAGCAAGCCUGACCAACCACGCAAGCCUGAACAACCAAGCAAGCCUGACCAACCAGGCAGCACGCCACAACGACCAAGCAAGCCUGACCAACCAGGCAGGCCUGACCAACCAGGCAAGCCUGACCAACCAGGCAAGCCUGACCAACCAGGCAAGCCUGACCAACCAGGCAAGCCUAACCAACCAAGCAAGCCUGAACAACCAGGCAAGACUGACCAACCAGGCAAGCCUGACCAACCAAGCAAGCCUGACCAACCUGGCAGCACGCCACAACGACCAAGCAAUCCUGACCAACCAGGCAAGCCUGACCAACCAGGCAAGCUUGACCUACCAAGCAAGCCUGACCAACCAGGCAAGCCUGACCUACCAAGCAAGCCUGACCAACCAAGCAAGCCUAACCAACCACGCAAGCCUGAACAACCAAGCAAGCCUGACCAACCAGGCAAGCCUCACCAACCGAGCAAGCCUCACCAACCAAGCAAGCCUGAACAACCAGGCAGGACUGACCAACCUGGCAGCACGCCACAACGACCAAACAAGCCUGACCAACCACGCAAGCCUGAACAACCAAGCAAGCCUGACCAACCAGGCAAGCCUCACCAACCAAGCAAGCCUCACCAACCAAGCAAGCCUGAACAACCAGGCAGGACUGACCAACCAGGCAGCACGCCACAACGACCAAACAAGCCUGACCAACCAAGCAAGCCUGAACAACCAAGCAAGCCUGACCAACCAGGCAGCACGCCACAACGACCAAGCAAGCCUGACCAACCAGGCAAGCCUCACCAACCAGGCAAGCCUGACCAACCAGGCAAGCCUAACCAACCAAGCAAGCCUGAACAACCAGGCAAGACUGACCAACCAGGCAAGCCUGACCAACCAGACAAGCCUCACCAACCAAGCAAGCCUCACCAACCAAGCAAGCCUGAACAACCAGGCAAGACUGACCAACCAGGCAGCACGCCACAACGACCAAGCAAGCCUGACCAACCAGGCAAGCCUCACCAACCAGGCAAGCCUGACCAACCAGGCAAGCCUAACCAACCAGGCAAGCCUAACCAACCAAGCAAGCCUGAACAACCAGGCAAGCCUGACCAACCAGGCAAGCCUAACCAACCAGGCAAGCCUAACCAACCAAGCAAGCCUGAACAACCAGGCAAGACUGAUCAACCAGGCAAGCCUGACCAACCAGGCAAGCCUGACCAACCAGACAAGCCUGACCAACCAGACAAGCCUGACCAACCAGGCAAGCCUGACCAACCAGACAAACCUAACCAACCAACCAAGCCUGGCCACCCAGGCAGCACCCCACUAAAACCAAGCAAGUCUGACCAACCAGGACAGCCAGGACAACCAGGUCAACCAGAAAAAUCUGUUGACACUGACGAAACCGACAUCGAAAAGAAAAAGAAGAUAAAUAAAUCAGAAACCGACGAAAAGUACGAUGAGGAGACCGAGAAAGACAGAGAGCUCCGCAUCAAGAAGAAGACGGAACAAGAGGAGAAGAAGACAGAGGAAGAAAGAGAGAUCCGUAUCAGGAAGAAGAAGGAGAUACAAGAACAAGAGGAGAAGCAUACAGAGGAAGAAAGAGAGGUCAGCAUCAUGAAGAAGAAGGAGACAGAGGAAGAAAGCGAGCUCCGCAUCAAGAAGAAGAAGGAGACACGAGAACAAGAGGAGAAGGAGACAGAGGAAGAAAGAGAGCUCCGCAUCAAGAAGAAGAAGGAGACAGAGGAAGAAAGAGAGCUCCGCAUCAAGAAGAAGAAGGAGACAGAAGAGAAGAAGGAGGUGAACUCGGAACAGUUCGCUUCAGGCAAGAAACCAACGGCGCCCGGGGCUCCAGUGGCGCCCACGGCCCCAGUCGACGACAAGAAGGGAGGCAAGCUAGCGAUCCAGAAGGGCACUAAAGAAAUCCUGCACGCCUUAGAAACCAAUAUGAACCUGAAGAUCCUCAUCCUGCCCAACGGCGCUCACGGCAAGAACUGCUUCUGCACCUGCGACAACACGGCCGCGCCUAAAAUCAUUCCUCUGUCGCGCCUGCCGCCGCAGGUCGCUGAAAUUACCGCUAAAAAUAACUAAAACCAUAGACAAAAUAUAA
Messenger RNA from Cydia splendana, 6943 nucleotides. Its product is annotated as titin-like. The transcript is spliced from 4 exons. The record is from RefSeq and is a predicted model, not a curated record. Lineage: Eukaryota; Metazoa; Arthropoda; Insecta; Lepidoptera; Tortricidae. The annotation marks the transcript as partial.